CCUAUAGCAAGUACACCGAUCCUUCGAAAAAAACAAGCUGGAACCAAAGUUGUAGAUUUAAUCGAUCUUGAAGAAACUGGAAAUAGUAAAGACCCUGAUGUUGAAAUGGAAGAAGUUCAUGAGGAUCACGAAAACCUAGAAUCACAAGAUCCAGUUGUCCACGAUCAAGAACAAGAUGAAUCGGCCGCGCCACUUGAAUCAAAGAAAGUUGAACCGCCUAAGAUAAAUAAAAAGAAAGAGGAUGUGAAAGUAGUUCAGAAAAAGGUUCCUGUCAUUCGACGGAAAAAUAUUGUUGAAGAUGAAUUACCUCAAAUUUCUUCUUUAGUCACUCCAUAUUCGAUAGUAGCCGAUGUAAGAGAUAAGCCUGCUAAUAUAACUAUCGGGCAGUUGUUACAAGUUACAGCAUCGAUGAGACAAGAAUUAUCCCGAUCCCUGCAGAAGAAAAGGAUUGUAAGCCGUAAAAAGGUUCAAGCUAAUGUUAAUAUCCAACCUACCUUAAAGUCGACGGCUUUAUAUUGUGACGCCAAGGUUUAUGACCAAGUAAUACCAUUAAUCGUCGAUAGUGGAUCCUCUGGAAGUGUUGUUACUUCCCAUUUGUUGAAUGAUCUUGGUAUAAGAAUUGAACGACCAUCUGUAGUAAAUAUGGUCAAUAUUCAUGGUGAAAGCAAGCGUGCUAUUGGAGAAAUUUCUGAUUUUCCAUUCAACAUUGGUGGUGUUGAAAUUCCAAUUGAUGUAGUCGUAACCGACGCCCAUUCCUAUUGUGCUAUCGUAGGAAACGAUUGGCUAGCUAAGGUUAAUGCGACUAUUGAUUGGAAUAGCUCUGAAAUGACCUUGAUUUGGGAUGAGAAAGAAAUUAUUGUUCCAGUUGAAUUUCGAAAGUUAGCUAAGGUGCC
Messenger RNA from Ambispora leptoticha, 893 nucleotides. The record is from the annotation of a GenBank genome assembly. Lineage: Eukaryota; Fungi; Glomeromycota; Glomeromycetes; Archaeosporales; Ambisporaceae.